Suillus clintonianus is the source of this 827-nucleotide messenger RNA. RefSeq names its product ubiquitin-conjugating enzyme/RWD-like protein. Lineage: Eukaryota; Fungi; Basidiomycota; Agaricomycetes; Boletales; Suillaceae. The record is from RefSeq and is a predicted model, not a curated record. The coding region runs from base 80 to 616 and encodes 178 amino acids. The transcript has 8 exons.
GAACUGACAAGUUGUAGUUCUUAUCUUGCAUUUACACAUCUCUCUCUGCAACCGCCAUUCAAUUGCAAGCUUAGAAAUUAUGGACCAGAUUACUUCCGCCCUCGCUCCUUCCAGAAUCUCCCAAAAAACCGCCGUCUCUGGCUCAGCACCUGACGGUCCUGGUAGUGUGACAAAACGCCUGAGCAACGAGCUCAUGACCUUGAUGAUGUCAUCAUCUCCUGGUAUCUCCGCCUUCCCGAAAAGUGAUGCAAACCUGUUCGAAUGGGUGGGAACGAUAGAAGGCCCGGCUGGGACUAUUUAUGUUGGACUAUCAUUUCGAAUCUCCAUAUCAUUCCCCAGCAAUUACCCAUACUCGCCACCAACGAUCAAGUUCGACACUCCCUGUUAUCAUCCCAACGUUGACAUUGUAGGAGGGGCGAUCUGUCUUGACAUCUUGCAGGACAAGUGGUCCGCCGUUUAUAGCGUGCAAACCGUGUUAUUGUCGUUGCAAUCGCUACUAGGAGAACCCAACAAUGCUUCUCCGCUUAAUGGUGACGCUGCAGGGUUAUGGAAUCAGCCUGAAUCCUUCAAAGCUCAACUGCUGAAACACUACCGCCCGAUUGAGAGCUCCACAUGAUACUGUUCUCAUGAUGUAUCGCUUUGAUAGGUUAGGGCUGUUGGCUCUUUGUUAUUCUAUACGUCGAUCGUAGUGUUUUCGGACUGGCACAUUUGUAGAUGGCGAUAUGUUGCCCUUCUCGAUGUAUACCCCGCCUUUGUUUUCUGUGAUCCAAUGGGGUAAUCGGAAUUAAGCUUUGAAUGUGGAAGCUAAAUGCCAGCUUUUGCCAGCU